This is a messenger RNA of Anopheles moucheti, 609 nucleotides long. RefSeq lists its product as uncharacterized. NCBI's taxonomy places the organism in Eukaryota, Metazoa, Arthropoda, Insecta, Diptera, Culicidae. The transcript is spliced from 3 exons. Bases 293 to 514 code for a protein of 73 amino acids. The record is from RefSeq and is a predicted model, not a curated record.
AUAAACAAAAGACUCGAAAGAAUUGGCCAGCACCAAAAAGCGGUCAGCCAUCAGAAUAACGCAUCACGGGGCAUGUAGCCUGGCACCGGUAGGACGGGUCAAAAUAUUCUACAGAUCAACUCAAAAUACUGGACCACUGCAUUCAACCAUCCUUCCCGAACUGACGUGCUACAAAGCGUAAGUGUAACUGCAAAGCUACUAGCCACAGUAUUGCGAAAUUCGUUAGAGAUAGUUCUUCGUUUAGGUUCAAGCUUCAACUGUGUUCUCCAAGAGCCGGCAGAUAGUAGCAGCCAUGCAGAAAGUAAAGAUGUUCGUAUCGCGCAACCUGGUGGCGAUCGUGAUGAUUCCGUCGCUGAUCGGUCUUCAUUGGGCGUGGGAUUCGCUGCAGCACAACAGAGCACUCGUCUCCGACCAAGAGCGUAAAGAUCUACCGGUUGUGAUAGCAGCUAAAGCGAUGUGGCAAAGUGUUACGAAUAAAACCGAACCGAACAAACAACAGGACAAACCGCAGUAAAAAAAAACGCGACGCUAAUCUGGAAGAUACGGAGCAGUUGUUUGGUUAAUUAAAUCGUUUUCGUUCUCGUAUAAUGCAAUAUAAUGCCUUCACUG